CUGGCCACUGGGGCCGGCCUCCGUCCCCCAAGAAUAUAUAAAGAGCCCUAACCCCAGCAAGGCGGACCCAGGCCGCCAGGCUUCUGCCCUUGUUAAUUACCAGAGAAACCGACCUGGGAGCUCCGCCUGGGGUUUGCUGGCCCACAGAGGCGCAGGCUCCAGUUUCUCUCCUGUCUCCCUCGCUGCAGUCCAGGUGCACCACCAGCCUCACCACAGAGGAUGGACAUGAUGGACAGCUGCCAGUUCUCGCCCUCGGAGUACUUCUACGACGGUUCCUGCCUCCCAUCCCCUGAGGGCGAGUUCGGGGACCAGUUUGAGCCUCGAGUGGCUGCGUUCGGGGCUCACAAAGCAGAGCUGCAAGGCUCAGACGAGGACGAGCACGUGCGAGCCCCUACAGGCCACCACCAGGCUGGCCACUGCCUCAUGUGGGCCUGCAAAGCAUGCAAGAGAAAGUCCACUACCAUGGAUAGGCGGAAGGCUGCCACCAUGCGUGAGCGGAGACGCCUGAAGAAGGUCAACCAGGCUUUCGAGACACUCAAGAGGUGCACCACGACCAACCCCAACCAGAGGCUGCCCAAGGUAGAGAUCCUCAGGAACGCCAUCCGCUACAUCGAGAGCCUGCAGGAGCUGCUGAGGGAGCAGGUGGAGAACUACUACAGCAUGCCAGGACAGAGCUGCUCAGAGCCCACCAGCCCCACCUCCAACUGCUCCGACGGCAUGCCUGAAUGUAACAGUCCUGUCUGGUCCAGAAAGAGCAGCAGUUUUGACAGCAUCUACUGUCCUGAUAUACCAAAUGUAUAUGCCACAGAUAAAAGCUCCUUAUCCAGCCUGGAUUGCUUAUCCAGCAUAGUGGAUCGGAUCACCAACUCAGAGCAACCUGGAUUGCCUCUGCAGGACCUGGCCUCUCUCUCCCCAGCUACCAGCACCGAUUCACAGCCUGCAACUCCAGGGGCCUCUAGUUCAAGGCUAAUCUAUCAUGUGCUAUGAACUAAAAAUCUAGUUUUGAUCAGUUCCGCCAGGAGAGCCUAUUACACAAGAGGAAGUUUGUCUGAAGAGUCAAAAAGCAAGUCAACCUAUAUACAGAGAUUUCCUUUCAGUUGUAGAUGUGUACAUAUUAUCUUGCCACUUUAUAAGAAAAUGUAUUUAAAAACUAACCAUUGUCAUUAAUACAUUUUUCUUUUCUCUCCCUCCCUUUACCCCCCUCUUUUUUCUUAUUCUUUGCUUUAGAUACUUGCUUCCAAUAAUAUUAUUUCUGAAAGGGGCAAUUCA
Phyllostomus hastatus (greater spear-nosed bat) is the source of this 1269-nucleotide messenger RNA. RefSeq names its product myogenic factor 5 (gene MYF5). The record is from RefSeq and is a predicted model, not a curated record. Gene Ontology annotation, molecular function: protein dimerization activity; DNA-binding transcription factor activity, RNA polymerase II-specific; RNA polymerase II cis-regulatory region sequence-specific DNA binding. Gene Ontology annotation, biological process: positive regulation of myoblast differentiation; muscle organ development; regulation of transcription by RNA polymerase II. The transcript has 3 exons. NCBI's taxonomy places the organism in Eukaryota, Metazoa, Chordata, Mammalia, Chiroptera, Phyllostomidae. Bases 220 to 987 code for a protein of 255 amino acids.